Molecule: messenger RNA, 13368 nt
Organism: Zootermopsis nevadensis
Lineage: Eukaryota; Metazoa; Arthropoda; Insecta; Blattodea; Termopsidae
Source: RefSeq, a predicted model, not a curated record
CUUGAAAGUUAUUUCGAGUAUUUUACACGAUUCUGUACGAUAUGUGGAAGGUGGAAGGUUUUCAAUAAAUUUGGAAUUCUGCAGCGUUUUGACUUAGAAGAAGGAGUGAUUUCCAGCCCUGUUUCUGUUACUCUAAAAGGGAAGUAGAAGAUGGCAGCUGAGUUGUGUGAACUUCCUGAAGGAACAUUGUCUAUGUUACCCAGCCCAGUAAUGAAGCAGGAGGUAUAAAGUGUUGGGAUGCACGCAGGAAUGGAUUCAUACGACUUGUUUGGAGAAGAUGUAGGUGGUAGCAUGCUGGAUGGCUUGGCAGACCUUGGUGCUGACAAUUUUGAUCCUGCCCCACCCGUGUCAGGCUCUUCACGUGAUACACCAGGGGCAGGAAGUGGCUAUGUUCAACCAUCAUAUGGGCAUCAGAUGUCCAGCAUGCAGCAAGAAUCCCCUCUGCAGAAGUUGGCAUCAUUUGGUGAUGAUUUUGCAUCUUCAAACCAUAUUGAUCCAUCAUCACAAAGCAUAUUCCAUCAGAACCAAAGUGGGUAUGAUAAUACACGACCCAUGUGCCCUCCAGGUACUGUUGGGGGGUAUCAAGGUCAUGUCAGAACAAUGGCGCCCCAGCAUGAUAUGAGAAGACCACCUCACCCCCAAGGCCCCUCAGCAAAUCAGUACCCACCUUAUUGUUCACCAGAUACUAUGUAUUCACUUGAUCAACAGCAAGGAAUUGGGGGUCCGAACAUAAACAUGAAUGAUGGUAUGCAGGCCUGGAACAGUACUCCAAGUUAUCCUGGCACCAUGAGGCAUUACAGUCAAAUGAAUCAAGGUGCGUAUCGACAGCACGUGAAUUAUCCCCAUCAGCAGGAUAACAGUAUGGGCGCACAGCAGAAACUGGCCCCACAACAACAGUAUUCAACAAACCAGCCAGGCCUCAUGAACUCCAUGAUGCAGAACAUUCCAGCGACUGGGGCAUAUCCCAUACCACAGCAGCAGAGGAUGCAGUCUAAUAUGGGUCAGCAGCAAUGUUACCCACAAGGCUCACAGUCUAUAGUGUAUCCAGGUUCAAACACGUCAUCAGCGUAUGGUGGCUACAGUGCCAUCCAGCAGCAACAGCAACAUCAGCAAGCAAGCAGGAUGCCACAUCAUGUGCAGUAUUCACAGCCUAAUCAGCAGCAGAUGCAGCCACAGAUAGACAUGAAUACAUCACAGAAUCAGCAGCAGACAUCAUAUAACCACAUUCAGCAACAUGGGCAACCUAUAGCACCAAGUUCUGGACAGAUGGGUCAUCCAGGAGUUGGAGGCUACAACCAGCAGGCUGCCUCCACAUUGGCACAACAGCACCAACAGAUGCCAAGACCCAUAGGUAUCGAGGUGACUGCUGGAGCAGCAAGUUCACAGUACAGUGCUGGUGGACAGAAAACUCAUGGCCAAACUCUUGGAGGAGCCAGCCCACAGUAUAGAGCACCAUUCCCUCAACUAUCACCUCAGAUGUCUCCUAGACCUCAAAUGUCCCCUCGACCUGCACCACCCCAACAGCAAAUGUCUCCACGUCCUGUGAUGUCUCCUGCUAAACCAAGCACUCUGUCCCCUCAUCCACAUCCCCAACAAUCUACUUUAUCACCACGCCCAGCCACUGCCCUCACUCCAAAGUCAACUACAUCUUCACCUGUCCCAAUGCCUAUCCCAUCAUUUCCUCAGCAAAGUACACUGCAACAGCUGGAGCAGAUGGUUAUGCCUCCAGUGUCUGGCAGCUCAACAGAGUAUCCCCCAUAUCAACCCAGAACACCACUUGCCCCUCCACCCCAACAAAACAAUCCAUUAUCCCCAGUGCUGGGUCCACGGAUGCCCAUGUCACCCCAGCAGUGGUCACAUCAGUCCCCUAGACCACCAGUCAGCAUAAAUGGUGGCAUAGGUAUGUUGGAGCCACAAAGUAACCAGGGAAUUCCAUAUCUCCCUCACACAACAUGUGACUCUAGGUCAAUGGAGCUACCAAAAGUUGUUCCAGCAACAACAAUAGGAGGAGCAAGUCAGGAUAUGGGGAUGCCGCCACUUCAGAGUUCAGCGCCUCCGUCACAAGUCAGUGAUUCCAGUAAUAAUCUUGUGCCACAGUCUGAGUUUGGUGCAGCAUCACAACUCUUGGGUGACAAGUUCUCGUCAAACAAUAGGACUCCUAGUAUGAAUGGUGCAGACAGUAGUCACAUUCCUCCUUCCCUUACUCCAGCUACUCCUUCUUCAAAUUUGGACAUGACGAGUAACCAACCUGUUGAUACGGCAUCCAAGACUGUAGUAGAUAUGAAGCCUAGCAGUAGUAGUAGCCUGCUGCCACAGGCACCAGGACUGGGUCUUCCACCUGCCGAACAGUCAGCUUAUGCUGAGUUUAGCACAGGCAGUAACAGUGUACUUUCAUACCAGUCUAGUGGUGUAGAUGAUAUGAUGCCUUCCCAGUAUCCAGCUCCAGUGGAUGGAAGUCUGUCUGUCACAGACCAGAACUCUGAUGGCAUGAUGAAUCCCCCUUUGUAUGACCCGAGUAGUGUGGGGUCAAGUUCCCAUCUCCCACAGAGUCUGGGGCUUUCAGCGUUCAGCCAUCAACAAGAGAUGGCAGCAUUGCAGCAGCAGCUUCAGGAGAUGUAUUGUAUGCCACCUGGACCAGAUCAUCAGGAGAAGAUUGCAAGACUACAAGACCGGAUCGCCAUUGUUCAACAGCACAUGGCCACUGAACAGUGUUCUGGAGGACCUCAUUGUAUGCUACAAGACAGUAUGUUUGUUUUGCCUUUUUUGGAUCCAACAGCACAGGUCACCAGUACAACAGGAAAGGGAAGGAGCAAAGGCAGUGCCAGGGGAAAGAAAGGAAGGAAAAAAGCUAUGGAAAUGGAUGUUUCAUUGGUGGAUUCUUCGUCGCUGCCUGAUAUGAACAUCAUUGAAUCUGUGGAAGAGUUUUUCCCCCAUUUUAGGAAACCUAGGGAACCUAAAAAGCCUAAGGAACCUAAACCACCGAAAGAACCGAAGCCGCCAAAAGAACCUAAACCACCGAAAGAACCAAAGCCUCCUAAGGAGCCAAAAGCUCCAAAGGAACCAAAAAAGAAACGUGAACCAAAAGCACCAGGUGAUCCUAAACCACCUAAACCUAGAAGGAGAAAUACAAAGAAAAAGAAGGAAGGUGCGGGCUUAGAAUUUACAGAUCCAUUAGCAGUGGAUCAAAGCACUGAAGAAUUAGUAGUAGCAGAAGCGCCCAUUACAGGUUCACCUACUGUUACGAUUAUCGAGUCUCUGGAUGGCAGUCUUGCUUCUAUUACCACUUCUGUUGCCAGCAGUCUGACUACUUCUACAGUUGCUGCUACCAUCACGACGAUUAAUACCCCUGUAACCACUGGCAUUGACCCUUUUUCUAUAAUAGAGAUUGCUGGCAAGUCAGUAGAGGAUGAUUCAGAAAAACCUAUAUGUAUUAAAGAGUCUGAAGAUCCAGCAAGUCCAAACAAGAGUUUGUCUGAAUCUUCAGUGAAAGGCACUCCCAUAGCUAAGAAACCAAAAAGGGAUAGGAAACCCAAAGUGAAGGCAAUCUUUCCAGGAAAGAAGAAUUCAAAAAGUACAUUUGGAAGUUCAAAGAAGAAGAAGAACAAACUGAACACAGCAGAUGAGUCUGAUGUUGAAGAUACGAUGGCGACCCCUCCCCCAUCUCCUGAGGAUGAUUCAGAAGCCUCUAAAAAUAAACGGCGAUCAGCUCGUAAUACUCAUCGGAAGAAAUAUGUAGAUGAUAUAAUGCUAAGUAUAUCGGAUGAUGAUUCGCCAAAGGAGGGCACUCCUAAGCAGGAUGCUUUCAAAGUCUCUUUAGAUGACACGGUGGAUCCUGCCGUGAAACCUAACUUUGUGUAUAUUAAUACAACAGAUGAAGAUUCAAUGGUUGUCCAGUACAUUCUUGCUGUUCGGAAAGGUAGAAGAGAAGUUAAAGUAGCCUCUGAAAGCAAAGAAGAAGUGAAACUACAAAUUGAAACUAGGACGGAGGAAAGAUCAGUAGUGUUAGACUCUGGAGAAAUCAGUGUUGAUGCUUCUAUCAAGAGUGAAGUUGUAAACAAGGAUCUUAUUCCACAAGAAAGUUUUGAUCUGGAAACAGGCAGCUUGAAGAUGGAUGGUAGAGGAAGGUGUGAGAAGUCUGAAGUUUGUGCCGAUGUUAGUGUUUCUAUAAAGGAUGGCCAGCGAAAUGAAGACAAAACUUUGUCUAAUAAUAAUUUCAGACCUAGUAUUACAGCUGCCAGUCUUUCUGAAGAAAAGCUUGUUUCUUCUAAACACAAAGAAUCUCCUGCUGAUGAAAUGAAAUUGAAGAGUGAUAGGGUUAAAGAGCCGCUUGUUGCCAAGGAAGAUAGUACUAUAAGGGAGAGAUUCAAACAGGACUUGGUUCACAGUAAAUCUGAUGCUCACUAUGUGGAGGUAGAAGAAUAUUUUGUUAAGUACAGAAAUUUUUCAUAUCUUCAUUGCGAGUGGAAGACUGAGGAUGAACUGUUCAAGGGAGACAAGAGAAUCUCGGCAAAAUUAAAACGCUUCAAGCAGAAAAUGGCCCAUCAUGCAAAUAUUUUUGAAAAUCUGGAAGAUGAACCAUACAAUCCAGAUUAUGUUGAAGUCGAUCGGGUGUUGGAUAUGGCAGAACACACAGAUCCUAAUACUGGUAAGACAAUCAAACAUUACCUUGUGAAGUGGAGAUCCAUGCAGUAUGAAGAUAGUACCUGGGAGCUUGAAGAAGAUGUUGAUCCUGUCAAAAUACAGCAAUAUGAAAGCAACAUCAAACGGCCACCAAAAGAGAAGUGGAAGACCAAAAAGAAGCCAACUGGUGAAGAGUGGGUUAAGUUGGAGGAGUCACCUAACUACAAGAAUGGAAACAAACUGAGAGCGUAUCAGUUAGAGGGACUCAAUUGGUUACUCUUCUCAUGGUAUAAUGGGCGAAAUUGCAUUUUGGCAGAUGAGAUGGGUCUGGGAAAGACAAUUCAGUCGUUGACUUUUAUUCAUGCUGUGCUUGAGUAUGGUAUUAGAGGACCAUUUCUUGUUAUAGCACCUCUUUCCACCAUACCCAACUGGCAGCGGGAGUUUGAAGCAUGGACAGACAUGAAUGUAAUUGUUUAUCAUGGAUCGACUGCAAGUAGAAACAUGGUUCAGGAGUAUGAGAUGUACUAUAGGAAUGAGAAAGGGAUGCCAAUGAAAGACAUGCCAAAGUUCAAUGUGCUCAUAACUACAUUUGAGAUUAUAAUUGCUGAUUGUAUGGAACUGAAGGAGUUCAGUUGGCGGCUUUGUGUUAUUGAUGAAGCUCAUCGCCUGAAGAACAGGAAUUGCAAACUGCUUGAAGGACUAAGGCUCUUGAAUUUGGAGCACAGAGUUCUGUUGUCUGGGACUCCGCUCCAGAACAACGUGAAUGAACUGUUCUCGUUGCUUAACUUCCUGGAGCCCACACAGUUCUCAAGCAAUGAAGCCUUUCUCCAGGAAUUUGGCGCUUUGAAGACUGAAACAGAAGUACAAAAGCUUCAACUAAUUCUCAAACCUAUGAUGUUGAGGAGGCUAAAGGAGGAUGUUGAGAAGUCAAUUGCUCCAAAAGAAGAAACUGUUGUAGAGGUUGAACUUACAAAUAUUCAGAAGAAGUAUUAUCGUGGAAUUCUGGAAAGGAACUUUUCAUUCCUGUCCAAAGGUACAUCAUCAGCCAAUGUGCCCAAUUUAAUGAACACCAUGAUGGAGCUCCGCAAGUGUUGUAUUCAUCCCUACCUUCUCAAUGGUGCUGAGGAACAGAUUCAAUUUGAUUAUCGACAGACAAAGCAGAUGAGCCCUGAUGACCCCGACGGUUAUUACCAAGCCUUGAUUCAUUCUUCAGGCAAGAUGGUUUUAAUUGACAAGUUACUGCCAAAGUUGAAAGCAAAUGGUCAUAGGGUUCUAAUAUUUAGUCAGAUGGUGCGCUGUUUGGAUAUAUUAGAAGACUACUUGGUAUACAGGAAGUAUCCGUUUGAAAGGAUAGAUGGACGUAUUCGCGGCAAUCUGCGCCAAGCCGCAAUUGACAGGUUUAGCAAGCCAGACUCUGAUCGUUUUGUGUUCCUGCUAUGUACAAAAGCAGGUGGUUUAGGCAUCAACCUAACAGCUGCAGACACGGUUAUUAUUUAUGAUAGUGACUGGAACCCUCAGAAUGACUUGCAGGCACAAGCUCGAUGUCACCGUAUUGGUCAGCAGAAGAUGGUUAAAGUAUACCGUCUGUUAUGCCGUAAUACUUAUGAGCGAGAGAUGUUCGACAAGGCCUCAUUGAAGCUAGGGCUUGACAAGGCAUUGCUACAGAGCAUGAACACAACGCAAGGCAAAGACCACAACAACAAACAGCUUUCUAAAAAGGAGAUAGAGGAUCUGCUAAAGAAAGGUGCAUAUGGUGCCAUAAUGGAUGAAGACAGUGCUGGAGACAAAUUCUGUGAGGAAGAUAUUGAUCAGAUUCUAGAACGUCGCACACAGAUCAUUACAUUAGAAUCAGAAAAGGGUUCUACCUUUUCCAAAGCCAGUUUUGCAUCUUCUGGAAUUCGAUCUGAUAUUGAUAUUGAUGAUCCAGACUUCUGGAAAAAAUGGGCUAAAAAAGCAGAGAUUGAUACAGUAGAGGAAAGUGACAAGAAUGAACUGGUUAUUUCUGAGCCACGACGCCGCACGCAAAUAAAGAGGUAUGGCCAUGAUGAAAGUGUUGUUGAUAUGUCAGAGUUGGAUAGUUCUUCUGAAAGUGAUGAAGAUCCAUCCAUAGGAGUUGGAAGAGGCAGAGGACGUAGAAGCAGGACUAAACAUGGAAAGAAAUCAAGGUUGAAGUUUUUGAGUGAUGAUUAUGUGCCUAAAGAUGGUGAAAUCGUUUAUGGCAGUUGGGCCCGAAGUGAAUGCUUCAAAGUUGAAAGAGGCCUAUUGACAUUUGGGUGGGGAAGAUGGCCAGAAAUACUGGCUCACAGUCAUUUCCGUCGAGGUUGGAGAGAAAGUGAUGUAGAAGAUUGUGCCCGUGUUAUAUUGCUGUUCUGUUUAAGAUAUUAUCGAGGUGAUGACAAAAUUCGAAGUUUUAUCUGGGAUCUUAUUACGCCAUCAGAAAAUGGAGAAGCCAGGCUACCAAGAAAUCACAUGGGCUUAAAUACACCAGUCCCACGAGGCAGGAAAAAUAAAAAACACACGAAGAAAGAUUUCCGUGAGUCACGGUCUCUGGCACAUAUGCAUCAUGAUUCACUUGAUGUCAAUGAUUGGAGCCGCCAUGAGAAGUAUGAUGGAGACAUCUUCUUGGAAAACAACUACAAGAAACAUCUCAGCAGACAUGCCAACAAGGUUCUACUGAGGGUGCGGAUGUUGUAUUACAUCAAACAUGAAAUCAUUGGUGAUCUGGUCCAGCACAUAGCAGAUGGGGUCCACAUUAGUGCCUUGCCGAUAUACCCACCCUAUUGCGAUCAGCCCCCUGCCCCCUGGUGGGACACUGACGCAGAUAGGUCACUUCUGGUGGGUACCUACAAACAUGGUUAUGAAUGCUACCCUGCUAUGAGAAACGACCCGGCACUUGGUUUCCUCGCACGCUGUGGCCCCGAUGUUGGUUCUGCUAUGCUGAUGCUUGCCAAUAACACAGUGACAGUCAACGAGGAUGAUGUUGGUAAAAUUACGGAAGACGAGGAAACUCUUGAAGGAGAAAAUUCUAUGGGAAUGAAAGAGUCUGCGAGGGAGGUAGUUCCUUCAGACAUUCUUGUAGAACUGUCCUCAGUCCCAACCCCAGAGCAACCAGAAUCUGCUUCAUCAUCAGCGGAGCAUCAGCUGUCUGGUACGAAAGAAGAAGAGAAGCUGUCUAUAGAGGAUGACCCAAAGAAGGCUCAUUGGCCAUCCAUGGUUGACCUGAAUACAAGACUGAGGAGGGUCAUUACAUCAUACCAACGUAACUUCAAGAAGGAAGAAAUGAGACUUGCACAGAAAGCUAAGCAAGGGGUAGAAGCAGACCAGCAUGCUGUAAUCAGAGACGUACUGAACACGCAAGGAUGGGAUUUGCAACAUCUAGCCAUGUAUCUGUGGAAAAUUGAGCGCCGAGAAAAGAUCGAACAGAUAGUACGUGAAAGAGAGCGACAGAGGAUGGAAGUCUACCAGAGAAAAUGGUCACGCAGGGAAGAGGCUGAUUUCUUUCGUACCAUCUCCACGUAUGGGGUGGAAUUUGAUAGGAAGCGAAAUUGCCAUGACUGGACCAGAUUUCGAGCAAUAUCUCGAUUGGAUAAGAAAUUUGAUGACACCAUGACAGAGUAUUACAAGUCCUUCUGUGCAAUGUGCAAGCGAGUUUGUGGGCUUAAACUUACUGAGGAAGAAGAGUGCAUGGACUUCCCCGUUGAGAUACUUAGUGAAGACAAAGCACGCAAGACUCUGGAAAGGAUAGAACUCCUGAAUAAGAUUCGUGAAGACAUACUGACACAUGCUCUGCUGGAUGAGCGACUCAAGCUGUGUCAGCCAUCAGCUGACCUUCCUGAGUGGUGGUUGCCUGGGAAGCAUGAUAAAGAUCUACUCAUUGGUGCUGCAAAGCAUGGGUUAGGCAGAACAGACUUCUUCAUUUUGAAUGACCCACACUUGUCUUUUGUGGGUGUGCUGCGCAAACACCUUGUCUUGGAUCAGCCAUUAACCAUGCAAAAAGAGGGUUUAAAACUGGAGACAGAUAUGAAAUUUGAACGACCAGAAGAUAUUCUGAGAACUGACAAGAAUGAGAUAAUUGUCAAGUUGGAGAAAGGGGAGGGUACUUUAAAAAUCGAAAAGAUAGGUGUGAAGAAGGAAGCAAAGCUAUCUGAAACUGUAGGGCAAGUAAAACCUGAGAAAGAAUUGUCUGUUAAGGAGGAAAAGAAUGAGGUUGCAUUAACACUAGUCAAAAGCAGUAUAAAAUGUGAACAGGAGGAUUUCUUGGCAGAAGAUCAGAAUGAGUCCACGGAAGAGCUGGUGAAGAAGACUGCCAGUGAGAAUGAAAUAGAAACAGGAGAAGAGAAGGAAGAGACAACAGAAUCAGAUACAGGUAGAGAUACACAAUGUAUCAGCACAGACACUGGUCAGGAAAUGGGAAGAAAGGAUGAAGAAGCUGAAAAUGCAGAACUGGGAGAAGAAAUUACCAAGGAGAACAGCAUAGAGAAUAAAGAUAAUGAAAGUAUAGUUGAAGUACAUAGUGAGUCAUCAGGAAAUCAAGAAUCAUCACAAGAACCACAGAAAGAUGAUGAAGAAGAAUCGCAGGAUGAUAUAAAACAUGAAACUGAUAGUAGUAGCAAAGACAGCUUGGAGAAAUUGGAAGAAGUAGAAGAAAAGAUGGAAGUAGGGCCAGAUAAAGAGCCAGAUGGUACUACCGAAACAGAGAAGAGUGUGGAAGAAGAUAAAUGUGAUGACUCUGAUGUCAAAAAGGUUGAUGUAGCAGAAACCAAUGAGAAAGACAAAUUAGAAGAAGAUAGCAAGGAAGGAAGCUGUGAAGAGAACGCGGCAGUAGAAACGAGAGAGUCGGCUGAGGCUAGCAGCUUGGAGGAGAAGAGUAGAGUGCGGUCGUGUGAGAGUGACAUCGUGUCAGAGAACAGUUUGAAGGGGGAAGAGUCUCUGGAUGCUAUGCCCCUCACUUCGAAGAAACAGACCAACUGCAACUCUAACUCUCAAGCUGCUGAACUGAAAGCCAUGUUUCCUGACUUGGAGGUCAUACAACCUCUGUCACAUCUUGCAGAGGUAGACGCAUAUGUCCUUGGAGGGAAACAGCCCAGCAUUAACAGUGGAGAAGUUCUGGAUUACUCUGAACCUACUGUAGCGCAGUUGCUAGCCCAGAGCUAUCAGAACCCAAUCAAAUGGCCCAAGGAUCAUGUUUUGGAGGUGCGUCUGCAGCACAUAGUGCAUGCUGUUGAGCACAAGGAAUGGCCUGUUCCACGCAACUUCAGUGCGUACAACACGACCAGUAUUAUGUUGGGAACGAGUGGAGAACUGGAUCUGAGCUGCCAUGACACUCCUGAUGCUACACCCAAGAGAGACACCUCAACACCAAUGUCCGUGUCAGAGGGUUCAGAAGUUAUCACCAUUACUACUGAUCAUGGUACUCCCAGACUUCCUCCAACAAAGAAGAGAAAAAGGCACAUAGCAAUAGAUGUAGAAACAGAGAGAGCUAAAUUGCAUGCAUUGUUGAAUAGCAGUGCUACUAGUCAGCAACCCCCUCCACUAACUAAACCAUCACCAUCACAUCAUUGGGAAACCAAUGAAGAAUCAUUAUCAGAAGAAUCCAGACGUUCAACACCAGUGGCUCCCAUUACAAGUCUGCAGCCUCCACCUGCACAUCAACAAAGUCCACGUAUCUUAUCAAUGCCAUUUGAUCUGAAAUAUCACUCAUCACCAAAGAAUUUGGGGCCAACCAUGAUCCCAGGAACAUCUAGCACCCUGACACCUAUAGAUCUGUCAUCAGGUCUUCCGAAGGUGAACACACCUGAGAUCCCCAAGAACAAAGAGAUGAUAAAUGAGGCGCAGGACUUCUCAAUGCCCUCAAAAAAUAAACAGAAAAGUAAACUUGAUGAAAUGCUUGGAAAACUUAUGAAGAAAAACAAUUGUCCAGCAGAAGAGCCAGUUGUUGGCAAAGAAAAGAAGCGGCGCAAAUUGGAUGAGAUAGUGUUGGGUCUGUCAGCUGCAAAGGAGCAGAAAACAUUGUUCUCAGACUUGAAAAAGUCUGGUACAUCAGGAAUGAUCAGCCCCAGUGUAACAGUUACUCCCACCUCAGUCAGUUCCACCCUUGGGGGUCCCCCAGUAUCAUCCUCUUCAUCCCCAGCCCCCAAACCUUUCACCAUUACUGUAACAUCCGUCCCAUCUCCCGCAGCCCCAGGAUCAUCACGAAACACUAUUGGAGUUGAUAUGGGUGUGCUUCCUCAAAUUCCAACUCAAAAAGAAAGUUUCUCCUCCUUCCUUGCCCAUGCAGAACAACAGAAAAAAAAACAGCAACAACAGCAACAGGCAUCGUCCCUGUCUCAAUCGUCACAAGUACAGAGGAAGACUUAUGAGUCGAUGAUUGCUGACCUGAGCAAGGUGACCGAUUUUUCAUCAAAGAUUAGUUCCUAUUCUCAUGAAGCUAAGGUGAACAAGUGGUUGGCAGAACAAACAGCCCUGAUGCCUGAACAGCCACUAACAUCAGAUUACUUAGCCCCAAGGCGUCGACGACCAAGGGUGGACCCAUCUCUUUUAGACUGGAAGAAAUUGACAGGAGAGGAAAAUGUUUCUGUUAUCAACAGAUUAACUGGGAAGAAGAUUACUGGAAGCAAGGCCCCACAGCUUAAGAAACUUGCACAAUGGUUAUUGGAGAACCCAAUGUUUGAUGUUGAUCCAAAAUGGGCUGAGCUUGUAAAGGAAAGAGGCAACCUCCCUCAUGACCUACAGAAGCGGUUGCCACCCAAUGAGAGAAAGAAAGGACCUGGUCGCCCUCCCCUUCUCUCAAGCCCACCUGGCCAGCAGUCUUCUGUAAAUCAAGCAACAUCACUUGCAUCAACCUUGCCAUUCCCCUCACUGACAUCAGCUGGACUCAGUGGUCUGUCAGCUGCAGGACUGAAUCCUAGCAGCCUUCUGUCAGGAUUGUCUCUUGGAGGAUUUGACCCUAAGAAUAAUCCCUUGCUGCUUCCAUUUGGAGGAAUGCCAAACAUGAGUGCCCUGGGCAGUAUGAGUGGGCUUGGAAAUUUGGGGAACAUGAGUCUUACUAGUUCCCUUUUUGCCAACUUGGCAGGUCUUGGAUUACCAUCACUGGCAGGAAUGGAUGGAAGUGAACUGGGAAGUUCUGGUCCUAGUACCUCCGGAACAGGAAAAACGAAAACACGCAAACCUGCAGAUUCUGAACGUGGACACAGCAGUUCAAAACCUCCAGUGUCAUCUUCCUCAUCAAGUAUCCCGUCAUCAGCUCUCCCAUUUUUUUUCCCUAAUCCUGGUCUUUUGUACACACCUCUUGGCUUAGGUGGACUGAAUCCAUUUUCAAUGCAACCAGGCUCUAUGUCUUCUGCUUAUGAUAGUCUUGCCCAGCAAUGUGGAUUGCUGAAUGGCAGCCUUGGAGUUGGUGCAACAUCUACAGCUCCACUGCAGUCUUCAUCUUCACGAACUGGACACAAGUCAGGAAGCAGUUCCCGACCAUCGACAAUGACAUCAUCAUCAUCUACAGCAGCAAAUCACAGGCAUCAGCGAGCAGCUACUAGAGAUGCACUUGACAGACAGCAACAGCAGCAGUUGCAGCAGUUACUACUCCCACAUGACACCCACCUGCUGGAAAGCCUCAGUAGAGCUUCAACCAUGGAGGCAGCUCUACGCAAUGAAAAGUGGGUGAGAGAGACAGACAGAAAAGAAACAAUUGAGAAGCGGGCAAGAGAUGGAGAAAGAAAGGAGUCAUUUGAGAAUUUAAGUAGGAGUUCAGUCACAGAUUUUGCUGCUCGAUCUGAAGAUAGGCAAGUAAAGAAGUUUAAAGAGAGUGAAAGAAAGGAAAGUGCAGAGAAUCUCACUCGUAAUUUCAUGCCAGAAUCUUCAGCUCGCAGUGAAGAAUGGUUGUCGAGGAAAACAAAAGAAUCAGAAAUGAAGGAAGCUUUAGAAAAUUUGUGCAAGACUUCUUCUGAAUUUCUAGCUCGUAGCACAGAAGAAAAGUCUGGUAAGCGUACAAGAGAUGCAGCAGAAAACAUAAUGAAAACUUCAUCUAGUGUUCCUUCAGGUGAUGAACGACCUGCCAAAAGGGCAAGGGAAUCAGAACGGAAAGAAGUUGCUGAAGAAAAGAAUAGUUGCAUGGCAUUAGUUACAGAUCGAAGUGUUGAUUGUGCUGCUGUGGACAUUGAAGCUCUUUUGACUUCCUCCACAGUGUCCAAGGAUGGAGCUACUGUUUCAGUUGUAACACCUUCAGAGGAGGUAGUGGCCCCAGAAAACUCAAUGCUGCCUCCUGUUUCAACAGAAAAGAAUUCUGUGAUAAUGUCUAAAGUUGCAGAAGACAAGUCACUCACAACAGAAGGUAUUGAAAUUGAAGCUUCACAACAAACCACAUUAUCAGCACAAGCCAUCCUGUCUCUUCCACCAUCAUCCCCCCAGCCAGAAUCUUUCCCACAGUCUUUAUCUUCUCCUGCACCAAUAUUGCCAGAGGUGCCUGAUCCACAAGAAUCUGAGCCUAGCAGCAGUGGAGGGAGGGCAACCAGGUCAGGAGCAGGACGACGGGCAAGGAGCAACAAGCGAUCGAAACAGGCAGUGGCUAAAUUGGAGGAGCCAGAGGCACCCGUGGUAGAACGCAAGGUUCUGCGAAGUAGUGCAGGAAGAGCAGCAGCUGCAGCAGCAGAAGAAGAGCGUGAGAACAGUGAAAACACCAAAGAUAGCAAGAAGCAAGAAUCAGUGGAUGCAAACUGUGAAGCUGCACCUAGUGAAGAGAAAGUUGAAACGUAG